Colossoma macropomum (tambaqui) is the source of this 1087-nucleotide messenger RNA. Its product is annotated as fish-egg lectin-like. The coding region runs from base 170 to 913 and encodes 247 amino acids. The record is from RefSeq and is a predicted model, not a curated record. The transcript is spliced from 5 exons. Lineage: Eukaryota; Metazoa; Chordata; Actinopteri; Characiformes; Serrasalmidae.
UGCCUUGCCUUAUUGUCAAAUAAACCACGUCUCCCCAGGAUUCUCCACUCCUGAUUGGUCCCCUCUGGGUUCAUCCUGGCACCGCCUCAUCAGAUUCACCUGACUGUGUUCCUCAUUCAUGGAGUAUUAACACUAUCCAGGUUCUGCUAAAUCUGACUAACUGAAGGCCAUGGAGAGAACAGCAGUCCUCUUUGUUCUCCUCAGCUUCUGCAUCACCUCCCUGGCUCUGGAGUGUAGAGUGGUUCCAGGCAAGCUGAAGCAGAUUGAUGUUUCGAAUGGUCAAGUGUUUGGGGUCAACUCCAAUAAUCAGAUCUACACCCUGUACAGCACCGGCUGGAUCCAGGUCCCAGGAUCUCUGAAGCACGUCAGUGUGGGACCUGCUGGCGUCUGGGGAGUCGAUUCCAACAAUUACAUCUACAAACUUGUGGGAGGAGAUUGGGUUAUUGUUCCAGGUCUGCUGAAACAGGUGGAUGCAGGAGGAAUGGUCUCUCCAGCAGGUGUCAACAUGAAUGAUGAUAUCUACUGCCUUACUGGGGGGCAAGGUUCUUCCUGGAAGCAUAUCCCAGGAAAGCUGAAGUACUACAGCUGUGGGCCGUACAGCUGCUGGGGAGUCAACGCUGCAGACAACAUCUACAUUAUGAAGGGCGUGACUCCAACUGCUUGUGGUGGCUCCUUAAACUGGCAGCAGAUACCUGGAGGUCUUUCCAUGAUUGAGGUUUCCACUGAUGGAAAAGUCUUUGGGGUCAGUUCUAUUGGAGAGGUCUUCCAGAGGGAUGGUGUUUCACGAAGUAACCCUGCUGGCACUGGGUGGCGCCAAGUGCCGUCCUCUAAGAAAGUCAAGCAUGUUUCCUACGGUAAUGGCCACCUGUGGCUCAUCAGCAGAGAUGACAGCAUCAUGGACUGCACCGGAUAAAAGGAGUGAGACCUCUAGAGCCCUACAGUCAAGUUCAGAUCAGACGUCUCAUUCAUGAAAAAAGUUAUGGUCUAUAAUCAACUCUUUCCUGAUUAACUUUCCACCUUUUCUAUCGCAUUUAACCAAAGUCUCCACAUAUUGCUAGGCUGAGAAAACAGCAUAAUAUUAAGAACA